Messenger RNA from Dendroctonus ponderosae (mountain pine beetle), 1989 nucleotides. RefSeq lists its product as uncharacterized. The record is from RefSeq and is a predicted model, not a curated record. Lineage: Eukaryota; Metazoa; Arthropoda; Insecta; Coleoptera; Curculionidae. The transcript has 9 exons. Gene Ontology annotation, molecular function: protein binding. Gene Ontology annotation, biological process: regulation of DNA-templated transcription. Bases 572 to 1972 code for a protein of 466 amino acids.
UUAGAUGAAGCAAUUAAUUGGUAAUAUCUUCGCAUAUUAGCAACACAAACUACUAACAGAAAACGAACAUUGUAUGAAUAUAAUGCUUCUUGCAUUAAUUAGUUCCCGAUUUGAGUAUGCUGUUGGUGGUAAGGAGAUGUAGGAAUAAUUAGUGUGUUUUUAGCUUGUCAGAUGGUUAAUGAAAAACGGAAACAAACGAUUUUAAAUAUUAGGUAACAGUGCCAUUUUGACAGAAGUAUUUACAAAAUUUAAGAGUUCAAAUGAUGUUGAUGAUUGAAUAAUUUUUCAGUAAAAUUAAAUGCAUAACUAUGUCAACCUGCCAGCAGAUUUUCUCGUGUUUUUGUUUUGUGUGCUUGAAAAUUUUCCCAAAAUCGUUGCUUGGAAGAUGCAUUUUUCAAAAUUCAGCGUCUUUAAGUGCAUGUUUUCGUUUACUAUAUUUUCUAGGCAAUAUUUGGAAACACAACAGCAGAUUAGAAAUUGAACUAGAAUGGAUUGGGGAAUUAGUGAAUGAUAAUUUACAAUUAGGCGCUAGACGGCGGUAUUAGGAAACGUCCAAAGCUCUUAUCAAAUUAUGGUGUCGCGGAAGAAGAUUUUAUCGAAAUCUCGAGAUGACAUCAAUCUACUAUCCAACCCACAACCUGAAGACUCCGAAGAUGUGUGGUACCAAAAAGAAAAACUGUUUAAGGAUCACAUUCAAGAGGUGCUAAAUAAAUGGAAUCAAAUUGAUGAUGAAAUUUGGGCUAAAGUUGUAGUCUUGGAGCGAAACCGACGAGUAGCGAAAGCUUAUGCCAGAGCACCAGUUUUGACUGUUAAUGGUUCAGAUUCCGGAUUUGACGGAUUUAGAAUUGGAUUAUCAGGCUUUGAGAAUCCUUUAAGAGACAAAAAAACUGAAGAAUGCAGGAGACAUAUAGGUCAUGGCGUAAAAAUCAAAAUGGACGAAGACGGCAAUAUUCUUAUAAAGCGACUGUCUCGAGCCAACGUUUUCAUCAGGCGUACCACCCUGGAUGAAGAAAGUGCCAUAUCAAACGAAGUUCUGAAACUUUCCCAUGGAGCAUUAGAAGCCAACAAAGCUUUCACUCUGUUUGACAUGAAUAAAUUUCAAAUAAAUGUAACAAAUGAGCUGAAACGGUCAUACCCGAAUAGAAGGCGAUUAGAGAAUCAAUGUCUUAGUGCCAUCUGUUUUGUUAAAAACGAUUCAGACCUUCUAAAGUCUCCUAUAUGGAUGCUAAUUAUUAAUAUGGUAGCUAUUGAUAUGUUAAAGUCGCAAAUACCUCUAGAAACCGCAAAUAGUCCUCAAAGCUUACCAGUAACUCUUCCUUUAGAAGAAGAGAAUUAUUCAGUGUGUGCCAACGCAAAAAACGGAAAACUUUCAACGGAUAAUCACGUCAACGGGAGCAGUAAUUCUAGUAGUAACGAGGGAAGUUAUAGCAGUGGAACCCAUAGAGACAGCGGCAAACGAGAAUUGAACAAUCCUCCAGAGUUGCCCCCAAGGAAGAAGUUAGAGCCUUGCAAUAUUCCCCAGCCGGAUUACCAGCAAUAUCAACAGCAACCACCGGCGAGCUCAAUUAGAAGAAUUCCUUCAAAAAAACACAAAAAUAAAGUAAAAAAACUUAAAAAGCAACCGGACGAUCCGUACUACUGUGGAAUGAAGGCUCGAAUUCCGAACUUUGUUGCGAAGCUGACAAGAAAAAAGUUUCACCAACCCAAUUGCAAACAGUACCAACAACAGGUGCAACAGCAGCAGCAAAUAAUUCACAACCAGCCGAUUUAUGGGUACCACCAGCCACAUUACCAGCCAACUCCCAUGGAACAACACGUUAGGAGAGUGUCCCAAGUAAAGCAUCCAAAUGUGGUUCCCAGUGCUCUAUGGAGUGCAAGGAGUUUGGACAGUGGGCUAGGUGAGAGCUUUUGGAUGUAUUUUAUUUUUGUGCAUACAUAUAUACUGUUUUUACAGUUAAAAAUUAAAAUUUGAUAGCUAUUUUUGUGCAU